AUGUGGCUAGACUCCUGCGGCAGCCCAAACCUCUUCAGCUCUGCGCUCAUCUCCUCGGAAUACCGUCCUGGCCAAGAAAGGUCCAGCACAAGAUUUCAGAACCUUGCAGCAAAAUACGCGACAUUCGGUGCGAGGCGUACCUCGCCUGAGCAGGUUGUAGCCGCAGUAAAUCCGGUCGUCUGGGCAGCUCGCGGCCGUGGUGACGGCGGGGAAAAGAAGGCUUCAUACAGCGACGAGCAGGGCAGGCUUGACCCUUUUGCCAGUCGCGCGUGA
Molecule: messenger RNA, 273 nt
Organism: Ustilaginoidea virens
Lineage: Eukaryota; Fungi; Ascomycota; Sordariomycetes; Hypocreales; Clavicipitaceae
Exons: 1
Coding region: 1-273 (90 amino acids)
Source: RefSeq, a predicted model, not a curated record